This is a messenger RNA of Haliotis rufescens (red abalone), 3904 nucleotides long. RefSeq names its product neuronal acetylcholine receptor subunit alpha-10-like. The transcript is spliced from 8 exons. Gene Ontology annotation, cellular component: neuron projection; postsynaptic membrane; synapse. Bases 285 to 1643 code for a protein of 452 amino acids. Gene Ontology annotation, molecular function: transmembrane signaling receptor activity; acetylcholine-gated monoatomic cation-selective channel activity. Gene Ontology annotation, biological process: monoatomic ion transmembrane transport; chemical synaptic transmission; regulation of membrane potential. The record is from RefSeq and is a predicted model, not a curated record. NCBI's taxonomy places the organism in Eukaryota, Metazoa, Mollusca, Gastropoda, Lepetellida, Haliotidae.
UAAUGGAUUAUAUCCCAGUAAUUUGUGCGAGUAAGUAACGUGACGACUCCAAUGUAUUCACGUUUGCUAUUUCUCUUCACAAUUACAACCACAUUACAAAGUGCCAAGCCUGCAACGUUAUGUAUCGUGUGUGUUUUUCAAUGACCGGUGGUGAAUAAUUCUGGGUUGUUAUCUCUUUCCCAUCGUGGCGCAUCCCUGCCGCAGAGUGAAUCAAACAGCAGCUGCCUCCGUCUGUGCUGGAAGCUGGCGUUUAUGCUGCAGAGGAAACACUAGAGUUCUUGGAGAUGGAUGUGAAGACGGUGCUUCUCUUGGUGGCAGGGAUGUUAGACUCUGCAGCCUGUAAUCCCAAACACAGCCUGGUCACUGAUAUGUUUCGCAACUACGACAAACGUGUUGAACCUUUCGGGCCUAACGAGACACUGAACGUGUGGAUGGACGUUACCCUGGUCGAGGUCUCCGACAUCGACGAGAGAAAGCAAGUGAUGACGACAAAUUGCUGGAUAACUUUGAAAUGGAGGGAUGCAUCAUUGGCAUUGCAACAGGAAGAACGUGAUAACGUGACCGACCUACGGAUCCCAUCCGAUGCCAUAUGGACGCCUGACAUUCGAAUACCUAACUCAGUGGAAGUAAACAACCAACUGUCGCAUAGCGAGUACCACAACGCAGUAGUACAGUCAAGUGGAGAAGUAUUACUGGUUUAUCAGGUCAUCUUAAAAACGUUGUGUACAAUUGACGUUGCCUACUUCCCCAUGGAUCAACAAUACUGUCAGAUGGUGUUCCUGUCGUGGACAUCCAAUGGUGAUCAACUAAAUCUCACAAAUGGUGAAAGUGGAGACGUAGGUUUAUAUGAAUACAUUGGCAGUGCGGAAUGGGACAUGGUCUCCUUCAAGAAAAGUCGACAGGUCUCAUAUUACUCAUGUUGCCCCGAGCCCUACCUCGCAUUGAUGUACCGAGUGGUCGUGAGACGGAGGCCCUUGUUCUUCCUAGUUAAUCUAAUGAUGCCCUGUCUAGUCAUCACGUUGGUUGCUCUGCUGGGACUUCUGGUGCCGAAUGAAUCUGGAGAGAAAAUCUCCAUAGGAAUCACGUCUCUCCUGGCAAUGAUAGCAUUGUUGCUUGUUAUCUCGACGAUAUUGCCACCGACGUCUUUAGCGAUUCCUCUUAUUGGUAAGUACUACGCUGUCAGUAUCCUCAUUGUGUCGCUGAGUACAGGCCUGGCCGUGCUCACUCUCAAUAUUCAUCACCGAGGACCGAGAGGACACAAACUGCCAAGGCUUGUGAAAACUGUGUGCUUCAGUUUUCUUGCCAGGAUCCUGUUCAUCAAAAUAGACGUGCCAGAGUCUGACGACCAGGAAAUGGCACGAAAUGCCGCUUAUGACGAGGCCAACCAUGCAGACAUACCAGCACCCACCCUGAGCCUGGCGGAGGGACAGCAGGCUGGCGGGACUAACGUGGUGGAUGUUCUCAACCGGCUACUCCACACAGUAGAGCAGGCCAUAGGGCUGCAGAAGAGGAGGGUCGCCAAACAAGACAGCCUUGACCAGAUUACAUAUGAAUGGAAGCAGCUGGCCAUUGUUCUCGCACGCGCUCUGACAAUCAUAUUUCUCUUCGUCACUGUUUUCACGACGGUUGCAAUGUUCUCCUAGACUCUAGACGUGGGUGGAACCUGGUGGUAAAGUGUUCGCUUGUCAGACAGCAGACCUGGCUUCUAUUCCCCGUAUAGGUACGACGCUUAUUUUGUCCAGUGAUUAUAUCACUUUGUGUUGUGUGUGUGGAGUACUUGGUGUUCCAUGUUGCUGGUAUGUUGCUGAAAGAGGCGUACAACACCAAUGACCCUAGCAACCAUUAGGCUUGCAUGGCGACGGGCACCAGUAUCAUUUGUUCGGUGCUCGGAGGUUGCCAUAGGGUAGCUGCAUUUUCUUCAGAAAUUCGCUUUAGGAUUUGUAUAUUGUCACUUAAAUAUGCAUGAUGGAACUAAGUACAUUAGAACAGUGGGUAUUGUUAUUUGUAGUCACUAUUUACAUGUUACUUCGAUUUGCAAUGUUUGAUUUGUAAACUUUAUGACUGAUUAUUUUGAAGUUGCGAACAUUUAUUAUCUAGAUCAUUCAAUUCAAUUCAAUUAUUACAAGUUAUAUUGGAUAUCCUUUCUCACCUGACUGAACAUCGAGUAAGCUUAUGUCGCAGCCUGUUUGCCCGUGAUCCGCCAUCAACAUCGUCACAUCGUUUCAUGGUUCGUCCUAUCCAUGACGACCCCACAUUUGUUCAAGAGGUUCGAAUCCAGUUUAUAGCUUUUUAUGGCCACUACUCAGCUCUUUUGUGUUUAAAAAUGGAAUACAAUUUGCUACAAGUUUAAUAAAUGUUUGGGCUGAACAUAUAUUUUCCGUGUUUCGAAAUAGUUUUGCCAUGGUAUUGACCUUAUUCUUUUGGCCAUGUUCUGAUAUUUGCGUAAAAUGAAUAUUUGACUUCUGUAAACUGGAAUACUCAUACAAAAGAAGCUGAACUUUCAUGUAUGUUUUCUCUCACGGUGACAUCAUAAUUUGUUCAAAUCCUUGUUGGAUUUUAGUGUCAGGGUUUAGUCCUCACUGUAUAUGCAGAAAGUAUUUGAAUAUCAAUGCUGACGGAAACUGUUGUUUAGAUGUCCGUUCCCGUUACAAUUAUUACAUAUGAUGUCAACAAUGUCAUUAUUCAGCAUAUUUUAAUAACCUGUCACAGUCAAUGUGUUACAUGUGAUUCACUCAGGCAGUUUACAAAAUGCCUACACAUUUCAGUUAUUUUACAAAUUGACUGAUAAGUUGAUUUAUGUGACUGAUUGACUAAAGUGAAGAUUAUUAAGAAGCUGAAAAGGGCCCAAAUGAACAAAGUACAAUAGUUAUGCUAGGAUUAGAAACAACAAAACUAACAAAUAUAUAUUGUCUUCUGUUUACCCUUACAUUUUCACUAGGUGAUUACACUGAACAUCAAAAUGUGUUGAAUUCGUUAUCAUAAAAUAAAUGGCCAAUUUGUACAGUAAUUUGUAAAUUUACUGGGAUAUUUAGGCGACUGUGAUUUCAGUCAGACUUGCCACGAUCCUGUUGCCACAGAUUCCAAAUUCCCGAUUGGGCCCCAUUAUUAUUAUUGGAAUACUCCUCCGACCGUCCUCAGAAAUACCAAAACAGACACCAACAGAGAGAUAAAUCCAAACCUAUGGGCGACAUUAGCGCGAUUAUAUAUUUGCGGGAUUUUAUAAGCAAAACGGAUGUCAAACAGUUCAAACUGAGUUUUAUAAGGAAACUAUCAGUACAUCCAGUGUGGAUCAUGUGACUACAGGAUCGUACAACAAUUUCUUACUGCAUUAGAAUUAAAAAGAGCCCCAUGAUUCUAGUUCCGCUUACAGCCAAGCUAUUGGUACGUCCGUUUUGUAUCAUGUCGGAAAACACUUCCUUUUGCAUUAAACUGUAUAGUCCCAUGGUUCUCGCUCCAUGUUACAAAGUUAUAAAUACACCAAGCUUGAGUUUUCAAACUAAAUACAUAAACACUCAUAUCACUGUAUCUUAAUUGGCCAAAAGUUUUUUUGUCAUGGAAACCACAAAAAAAGAAAUCGCCCAAAUAUCGCAUAUUGUACUCACGCUUCUUUCAGUACGGGUUUUAGCUGCCUAUUUUAUAUAACAUCACGUGAGAACCAGUUCUGGCCCCAAGCGGCGGUACUUUUACCAUGCACAACAAAAAUAACAAUGUUCAUACGGAAUGACAACGUUCAAUGUUUUCCACCCAGAACCUUCGAUUAUCUGCAGACAAAAGGUUCCAUUAGGUGCAAAAGACAAAAUAGUAGGAUACCAUAUGGUCGCAAACUACUAACGCAGCAAGAUACACUCAUAUUGUCACGAACACAUGCAUGCUUAUGAUACAGUCUGAAUUGUACAAAAUCAGA